AUGUCGAAACCCAAGUUCGCCAUCCUAGACGAUUACCAGGGCAUCGCGCCCCCGUACUUUGCGCACCUCGAGUCGCGCAUCGACAUCACCAGCUUUCCCGAGACCCUCGACCCCCGCGAUCCCACCCAACACGAUGCCCUCGUCCAACGCCUCCAACCCUUCGACGUGAUACUCGCUAUGCGCGAGCGAACUCCCUUUGCCGCGAAAACAAUUAAAGCCCUUCCAAACCUGAAAAUCCUCCUCACAACCGGCACACGGAAUCUCUCCCUCGAUUUGCAGGCCUUUGCCGACAAGGGUAUCCCUGUCGCGGGUACUGAGGGGCGCCCGCCCGGCGUGAACAGUACGGUACAACAUACCUGGGCAUUGAUUCUGGCCUCGGCGAGAAAUGUCGCUCGGGAUGACGCGGCAAUUAAACGGGGCGCGUGGCAAGGAUCAUUGGGAUUCACUCUCUCCGGCAAGAAGCUCGGCUUGUUAGGUCUGGGCAAGCUAGGGUCGCAGGUGGGGAAGAUCGGCAUCCAAUCCUUCGGCGUCGAGGUGAUUGCCUGGUCGGCCAACCUAACCCAGGAGAAAGCGGAUGAGCAGGCGCUGGCACAGGGCCUCCCCGUUGGCAGUUUCAAGGUUGCGUCCUCUAAAACCGAGUUCUUCGCGCAGGCCGAUAUCGUCAGUGUCCACAAUGUGCUUUCCGAGCGGAGUCGCGGCAUCGUGAAUGCGCCCGAAUUGGCGACCAUGAAGUCUACUGCUAUUAUCAUCAAUACAUCGCGUGGCCCAUUGAUCGAUGAGAAAGCGCUCCUGGCUGCUUUGAACGCUGGUCAGAUUCGGGGUGCUGCGUUGGAUGUCUUUGAUCCGGAGCCAUUGCCAUUGGAUAGUCCAUGGCGCACUACUCCCUGGGGUCAGGAUGGGCGUAGUGAUGUUCUUCUUACCCCGCACAUGGGAUACGGAGAGGAAGAUCUGCUGCGGGGAUGGUACAAGGAGGUGGCAGAGAACCUGGAGCGAUGGUUAAAUGGCGAAGCAUUACUACGCAAAAUGAAUUGA
Penicillium pulvis is the source of this 1032-nucleotide messenger RNA. RefSeq names its product D-2-hydroxyacid dehydrogenase family protein. Bases 1 to 1032 code for a protein of 343 amino acids. Lineage: Eukaryota; Fungi; Ascomycota; Eurotiomycetes; Eurotiales; Aspergillaceae. The transcript has a single exon. Gene Ontology annotation, molecular function: oxidoreductase activity, acting on the CH-OH group of donors, NAD or NADP as acceptor; NAD binding. The record is from RefSeq and is a predicted model, not a curated record.